Molecule: messenger RNA, 858 nt
Organism: Colletotrichum siamense
Lineage: Eukaryota; Fungi; Ascomycota; Sordariomycetes; Glomerellales; Glomerellaceae
Exons: 2
Coding region: 1-858 (285 amino acids)
Source: RefSeq, a predicted model, not a curated record
AUGAAGCUUAUUUCAACUCUCGUCGUUUUGGCCAGCGCUGGCGCUGUCGUUGCUGAUGGUUUGGCUGGUACCCAACCCGAGCCCCGUGUCAAACGCACCGAAAGUACUUGGAACCUGCGGCCUAGAAACCUGGAGGCAACCAAGGCAAACCCUCGCUUCGUUCGAGCUGAAGGUACCUGGCAUCUGCAGCCCAAGCGAUCCGACAUCGUCACAGAUGACGUGGAAGACGGGUUAGUCCAGAAGCGGGACCUCGAGGCAACCAAGACAAACCCUCGAGCCAAGAGGGGAGAUGGCACAUUCAACCUGGUCCCCCGACAAUCGGAGACGAAGGCAGCGGACAAGCGCAGCUUGGAGGCGACGAAGACCAACCCGAGGCUCAAGAGAGCUGACGGUACCUUCAACUUGGUGCCCCGCCAGUCAGAGACCAAGGCUGCAGACAAGCGAGAUAUUGAGGCGACCAAAACAAACCCCCGCGUCAAGCGAGCCGACGGUACAUUCAAUCUGGUGCCCCGCCAGUCAGAGACCAAGGCUGCAGACAAGCGAGAUAUUGAGGCGACCAAAACAAACCCCCGCGUCAAGCGAGCCGACGGUACAUUCAAUCUGGUGCCUCGUCAGUCGGAGACCAAGGCCGCAGACAAGAGAAACGUAGAGGCUACCAAGACAAACCCUCGGAAGAGGCGCGCCGACGGGACUUUCCACCUCGUACCUCGUCAGUCGGAGACGAAAGCCGCACACAAGCGGGACGUGGAGGAACGGGCUGAGAUGAAGCCCAGCAAGACCAACCCUCGCAUCAAGAGAGUCGACGGCACGUGGAACCUUGUGCCUAGGCAGUCUAUUACGAAAGAGGCCCAGCCUUAG